GCCAUUUUCAAGUCGGUCAUCUCGCACGCCGCAUUUCGACGGAGCCAACUGUUCCAAGUGGAGACAUUUUCCGAACUCAGGCUAAAGGACAGCGCACUACCAUGUCAACGGACCAUUUUCAGACGAAGUACGCCUCCUUUAUGGAGGUUCUGGUGAAAAGUACGAUCGCGGAAACAACCAAACUUUUUGAAACGGUGGUUGACGAAUUAAAGACAGAAAUAUCGAAGCUAAAGGCGGAGAACGAGGCCCUCAAAACUACAUGCAGACAAAAGGCGGAAGCGAGAACCUUUGCGAUCAGUGACUCCGGUCAAAGUAGCCUUUUGACGAUGCGGGAUUCUGCCGUUCAAUGUGACCGUGGCCAGCUUUUUCUGUUCGUGGAACCAGUGGGGCAAAUCAUGAACCAAGAAGGCGAACAAUGUCAAGGAGAGGAAGUGGUGUACCUUCUGCUCAAUAAUCAUGACAGUGACGCUGCAAAAGAAGGACAUUCAAGCCCGACAGUUUCCCUUCCAAACCACGAGGACUCAGAACCCACUGUAGUCAGCAGAAGCAUAUUGUGUGCAGAUCCACCACCAAUAUCCGCGUGUGGUUCUAAAACCGCUGGCCCUGAGACUCAACAGCAGUGUUCCAACGAAGAGCUCAAAAAACACCAUGGCACUCAAGUGGCCACAGUUCACCCUAGUUUGGAAGAGGAUCGCAAUUUACACGUGGCACGGAAUCAGUCAAUAGAGGCAGUAAGUUAUCUUAACUUACUUGGUACAGCGAGUGACAACAUGGAAGCGGCAUCUGAUUCAGCUCAAGCAUUAGCUGCACUGGGCGCCCAAGAGUUGGAGCCAUCACAGGUUCGAAUGACGCGAUUGUCAGGUGGGGAAACGGCAGUCCAUGAACAAAACGUUCAGUCAACAAUGCCGGAUAGACUGCCGGGAGAACAAAUAAAAUGUGGCGUGAUGGACGAUGAGACCAGGUGGGAAACAGAGGGGCAAGAAAACAAAGCCGGGAAAAAUAGAAAAAGUGUGAAAUGCCUGCCAAAGUCCCCAAAGGAAACACUUUUGUUCCCUUCAACCGUUGCUGACGGUGCGCUGCCCGAUGACGCGAACGGUUCAUCUAGUAGUCUCACGGCUUCAUCACCACAAGCGCGACCGCAUCCGCUCAGGAUACAUAAAAGCUCUGUCAUGCUCCAGGACGCGAUGCUACUCGUUGAAGCCAUGGGUCAGUCCAAGAAUCGUAUCUCGGCACAAGAAAACGCAACAGCCCAAGGCCAGUGUACGCCCUCUGUUGCGCGAUCGCCAUUACCUCACCAAGCGGCGGCACCGCAGUCACCACCAACCACCAACGAAAGCCACCAUGGCACAGAAGAAGAGUCACCAAGUGAGACAGCGUUUGACACUCGUACAACGGAACCCGGCAAUUCUCAGCCCCUCAGUCGAGAUUCUGCGGUGCCCCAACCAAAACACGGCGUUGAGCCUUCUGACAUGACCCCAACGUCAUUGUCGACUGCUGCAGUAAGCAACUCACUUGAGCAGUGCGCUCCCCAUCCUGGAAGUGUUUUGGCAGAACCAUCGGACACAACGGCGGGCUCGGACCUCGUCCCCCAAAAAAUCUUUGUGUUUUCCAAAACGCCAUCCUCCAAUUCACAAGGUAUGAUUGCCCCGCUGUCACCAAACCAGAUUUCAGCUGUUGUCUCAACAGUUGCUGCUGCCCAAAAUAAAUCUACAUUACCCGCGUCUUCCUCCGCUGGACUUCCUCAAAGGAAAAAUGACGCACCUUUGACAACAGUGUAUCCCUUUAUUAUGUCGAAACCAACGGUCAGCUCAACGGAGCAAAGCCCAGGCCCGACACCCUGCAAAAAAAUAACAAUAAUAAUUCGGCGAACUGCAGAUGUUGUGGCAAACCAGUCGCAACUGUCUGAGGCACAAGUUGCACCCACUCGCCCGAAUUCAAUCGGACCGGCCGUCACGUUGUCAUCGCGGCGCCCAGACGUCGGUGCUCAAGUGACUUCCGAUGAAAAGGAAACACUGCUGCUCACUGAACAGACACCGUUUAUUUUAUCGCUGUUGUCAUCCACACACCCGGAAUGCCCGUCGCGGCCCCCGAGCAGCGAUUGUGAGAGUUCAGAAAUACCUCGUGGGGAAGAAGCAGCAGCAAUCUCCGCUGGGAGCGUACCGAUAAACUCCCCGUUGUCAUCCCCGCAGGUAGACGGUUCGGCACAGCUGACGGGCCUUUGUGAAAGUUUAGAACGAACUCCGCCGCAGCAGGCAGCAACAUUGUCAACUGUGAAUAUACCGCAAAAGUGUUUUCCACUCGUUCCAGUAAUUCGACUAAAGAGGCUAUCAUAUCCGGUAUUGUCCACUGGAUCAGUUUUGGUUUCACAGCUGCUUUCUCGUGAAAGGAAAUCUGAAGUUGUCCCACCGGACGGCACCUCAUCUUUGGUCAAUGACCAGGCACCAAAGACAAUGCUGCAUCCAUCCGGAGCGGCUGCAUCAUCAAGCAGCGCGUGUCCCAAAACAAAAGAUGUGUUUGUUGCUCAAACUUCAAGUGUCUCGUCUGUGUCAGAGAAGGCGGUGCCAAGCUCCGCUUUGAGAGAGGCAGCGGCCCCUGCUUUGUCACCCUGCGCGCCUUCCAAUGCGUCUGAACCAGUCUCGGAGAAAACCGUGGACUUUGGCGAGACCGGGCUUUCCGCCGGAUCUGACCAAGCGUGUAAAACGGUUCCUCUGGAUGAGAAAGGAAUCAAAAAUGCGGAAAAGGACUUGGUUUCACAAAAUGACUUUUCAAAUCCUCUCCAAUCAACCCCAGUCACCAGGGAUCUAUCUGAACCUCAUUUACAACUGACGAAAACCGAGUUCCUUGCACAGUUGGCAGUGAUGCCUGUCAUUCAAGACGCCAAAAAGACAUCGAGCUCGGAGUCUGCAGAUGGCCAAAGCUCCUGUGAAGGGCCCGGUCCCGGUCGCAUGAGCAAGUCACACAGAAAAUCCUUUUUUGCCCGUCUCGGAGUUCACCUCAAAACGCGCUCGCAGGCUAGAAGAGCAAAAACAAAUGCGCGGCCACUUACAGAAGAAAUGGAUAUCCCUGAAAGGUCCACCAAGAAACCUAGAUUAGAGAACGCUGGCAGAAAUGAACACGAGUCCACCCACAAGCCUCGUCCUCUUCCCACAAACACAGCCAGUUCCUUGAGGCCCAGUGGAUCACGAACCGAAACGGAAUUUUCCCCAGCGAGUCUCGGCAAUCGGCGGCGUACAAACAUCAGUUCCCCCGAAAGUAAGACUCCAUUUGAGCCUGCGUCUGUUACCCCUCGCAAACCAAUUGUGAGUUUGUAUAGGCUAUCCCUAAAAGACACCAUAGAGCCACACGCCGAAAUAGAAGAGAAAUGUUGCAUUAAACAAGCUCCACCCGCUGCGGUGGUCACCAGACAGUCGAGCGCAAGUAAAGACGAGGAUGGCCCAAAUGAGUUGAAAGCGGCAACUGUGUGUCUGAAGUCAAAUCGAGUUCAAAACAUCACCACCCCUUCGAAGACUAAAUUCCCAGCUAAGAGUCGUAAGACGUCGCUCUCUCCUAAAGAAAAUGCCAGCGUUGAAAAAAUCCAUGCAAAUUGUCCUCCAGGCCCGUCUGCCCAUGCAAAGACUUUCCCUUCUUCUCUAAGGAUGAAAUCAAUCGGAGCUCAUCCUCCACCCCGGUUAACUCCGGUCAGUCAGACUGAUUCCAGUUCAAUUCCAAAUGACCCCAGACCUCAACCUUGCCAUUCCAACUCUAUCAGGAAUUGCAUCUUCUCUAGAGGAGAGAAAACCUCCAAACAAGAAUCAGAUACGUUCCUGCGCAAAACCGCAUCUCCAAAAUGGACUGAAAAUGGGGCCGGUUCCAGUAAGAUUGAAGCAGGUACUGCCCAGAAGUCCAGUUUAAAUCAAAAGUCUCCUGCGGAAGAAAAUAACAUAAAGGGACAGAAUGCAAAGAAAUUAGCCAAAGCGGCAAGAAGCAAGGAGGUAGGAAAAGACUCUCAGACAAAAGGAAUGAAAAUGAAGCAGCCAAUCAACCAUCAUGCCGAUGAUAAAAGGAGAAACAAAUACACUUCCGACACGGUUUGCACUCCUAAAGUGCGAGCCCGCAAAGCAAUGCGGCCAGAGCCUCGGGCCGCCGCGCCGCCCAUGCGCCAUCGAUCCGGCAAUGGGAAGAAGCUGCUGAAGAACCAGUGCGAGGAAUGCGGCCGCGUUCUGAGCAGUAGCGCGGCCCUGGAGAGCCACAUCAGUCUCCACACCGGCCACCGGCCCUUCUGUUGCACGCGCUGCGGCAAGAGCUUCCCCGACGCCAAGGGUCUGAAGCGCCACGGCCAAGUUCAUUGCAACGGCAGGCUCCAUAUUUGCCAGCAGUGUGGGAAGGGUUUUGUCUACGGUUUCGGCCUCAACAAACAUCUCCAGAUGGUCCACGGCAAACGGAAGCCCUUUGUCUGCCAGCUCUGCAACAAAGCGUUCUUCACAAAGCGAGACGUGGAGACCCACAUCCGAACUCAUACGGGGGAGAAACCGUUCCACUGCCACCUGUGCGAAAAGAAAUUUGUCAGGAGCGUCGAGCUCAACGCUCAUCUGAGGUGGCAUCGCGGCGAGAAAAGACACUGGUGUCCGUAUUGCGGGAAAGGAUUUUUCGACCAGAACAACCUCAAAAGGCACAAGUAUAUCCAUACUGGGGAGAAACCACAUUCUUGCCCCCACUGCCCGAAACACUUUACACAGUCUGGACACUUGAAGAAGCAUGUUAAAAAUGUGCAUAAAGUGCAAUGAUGAGUGAGCCUGUAGGAAUCUUUUCAUACUAAUGUCUCUUGUGAUAGUUGUUUUUUUUUUUAAUGUAACAGUAACUGGUCUUGGUUCGUUACUUAUUGUAAGUACAGUGUAUGUUAGUUUUAUUGACAGAAUAUGUAAAGCGAUGAAAUGAAUCAACAUUUCUGCCGAGUUUGUCGUAGAUGCUAAGGGCCUGAAACGUUCUCAGAAACGUUUGCAUCAAAACUGAUAGCUGUCAGUUGAUGAGGCGUAGCGAAUGGCAAGCUCAUCAAAUCAACAAAUGUUUACAUGCGGGUGCUGAUAGGAAAUUGGUGGUUGAAAAAUUGGGUGCUUCCUUUUAGAUAGGCCGUUAUUCUACAGUGGCUCAAUGAAAAUGGGCCGCUCCACACGUGUGAUGGAUCUGAUGCUGAUUUUGUGUCUGCGUUUCCAACUUGUGUGCGAAGUAAGAACACAUCUCCGAAUUUCUUUGUGAUUAAGGCUCUCGCUCUCUUUGAUGAUGCAGUGUGAAUGGUUGAACAAAGAGCCCGUUUGGGGUCUCUGUCAAGUGAUGAUUUUGGAGCUGUGAGGCUUUAGCGGUACGUAUUUAUUAUUUAAAUAAAUAUUAUAAAUAAAUAGAAGGCACAGAGAAUUGCCAUUCUUUACAUGUCACCACAAGGAAAAUGCUAUAUUGGGAUCAAUAUAAGCAUGGAAAAUUACCUGUAUCAGGAUAUACAUUUGGACCAUAUGGCACACCUUAAGGUUUCGCGCUUUUUAACGUUUUUUUUUUGUACUACAAGUACUAAAUAGCAUUUUUGCGUUGUUUCGCAAAAUGGGUUUCUAUGGUGAACAAUCCAAUAUUCUCUCAACAGCA
Molecule: messenger RNA, 5610 nt
Organism: Hippocampus comes (tiger tail seahorse)
Lineage: Eukaryota; Metazoa; Chordata; Actinopteri; Syngnathiformes; Syngnathidae
Exons: 5
Coding region: 102-4763 (1553 amino acids)
Biological process (GO): regulation of transcription by RNA polymerase II
Molecular function (GO): DNA-binding transcription factor activity; RNA polymerase II cis-regulatory region sequence-specific DNA binding
Source: RefSeq, a predicted model, not a curated record